AUGAUAAAAUCAUAAACUUCUAGUAUAAAGAAUAAUUUAGGAGGUUCAAAAAGAUAUAUAUCUCCUUAUGAGAGACAUGAAAAUCAAGAUGGUGAUUUUGUAAGAAUAAUUAAUUUAAGUUAAAAUAGAUACAGGUUGAAUAAUAAAUAGGUAAUCAAACAAAAUCUAGAAUGAUAAAUCCAGAGAAUUCAGAAUAAGUUAGUGUGAUUGGUGAAAAUAAUAUUAAACUAUCUAAUUUGAGUCAUUUUGCAUAAUACAUGUAUGUUCCUUGUUUAAUUCACCCUAAUUUUUUUAUAACAUCUUUAUGUUAAGAAUAAGUAUAAAUAAUCUUAAUUAGAAUUGCGUAGAGCCAUUAUGUGCUGAAUGUAUAACAAAUCAUUUAGAAUUUCAUCGAAAAAAGGGAAGAGUGCCUUAAUUUGAGAAUAUUUUAAAUUUAAGAAAAGAGACAAGUUACAAGAUAGAUGAUCUAAUAAAAAAUUUAUAAACAAAGUUAAAGGAAGCUAAGACUUCUAUAAAUAAUUAAACAACUUAAAUGAUGUAUAAUGAUGCAUAUGAGUAAAUUAAAUUAAUACAUGGUUAAAUAUAGGAUAUGAUAAAUGAUCAUUUUCAAAAUCUAUAUAAAUAAUUAAAUGAAUGGAAUUAAAAUGAGUAAUCAAAAUAAUUAAAUUUCCUUGAGGAAGAGAUAAAUCAAUAAUAGAAUGAAUUAUUACAAUUGUAAGAAGAAUUACAUAAUGAAAAUUAUGUAAAAGCUAUUACUUAAAUAUGCAAAAAUAAAGAUAAGAUAUAUAAUGAAAAGAAUAUAUUUAAAUUGGAUUUAAUAAUUUAGGAUUAAAAAUAAAGUAAAGUGGAAGUUAUUUUAGAAAAAAAUAAUUUAGAAUUGUUUUAAAUUUAUUGUAAAAAGCUUUGUUAUUUGACAAAGAAUAAAACAUAGUAAUCUAUUUCUCAGAUAAAAUAAUCUUCAUAAAUUUCUUAAUAAUUAUAAUCUUAAAAGGUAAAGUAAAUAUAGGAAUUAGAUUAAAAAUCAAAAUAAUCUUCAUUGAUUUUAUCUAAAUUAGUAUCAGCAGAUAUUCCUCCUAUAGUGAAUCCAACAUCUUUGAUUUCUGAGAAAUUAACUAAUGAUACAGCUAAAUGUAACUUUAAUACUGAAAAUCAUUUUGAAGAUGGAAAAGAUUAAAUUAUUGUAAGAUUAGAAGAAGGUGGAUCGACUGCAUAUAUUUAUGAUAUUUAAACAUAAAAAUAUAGAAUAGAAACAAUAAAUAGUACUAUUAAAAUACCUAUGUGUCAUAAAUUAUAUACAACAACAUUUGGUAAGCAUUUAAUAAUAGGUGGUGUUGAUAAAGAAAAGUCUAGAUUCAAAGCUAUUCCACAUGUAUAUGAAUUUAAUCACAAUACUCUUUAAUUAAAUCUUCAUUCAGAAAUGAUUUUAGCUAGAUCAUUAACAUCAGCAUGUUAAGUAGAUAAUUUCUUAUAUGUUGUUGGUGGGUCUUCAACAAAUGAUGAAAAUACUGCUAUGGCUAAAGCAGAAAAAUUAGAUCUUACUACAAGGAAAUGGUAUACAAUUGAAGAUCCUUUUUAUAAAACAUCUGGAUGCUCUUUGAUUCCAAUUAAUCAUAAUACAAUAUUUAAAUUAGGUGGAAAAUCUGAUAUUUUUACACCUUCUAAUACAGUUGAAUCAUAUGAUAUUCAAAAGAAUCUAUGGGUAAACUUUAUUCUAUUUUUAUUAGACUAAUAUUGAUUUUAAAUUUCUAUCAUAAGGAUAUCUAAGAUUACCAUUUUAAAGUUGUGCUAUUAAUAUUUCGAAUGAUCAAAUUCUUAUCAUUGGAGGUUCAAUUCAUGAUGUAAGAACUGAUGAGACUUAAGUAAAUAAAUUUAUAUAUUGAUAGAUUUUUAAUGUAAAAAACAAAACAAUUCAAAAAUCAUCUCAAUUACCAAGCUCAAUUGAAUUUCCUACAUAAACAGCUAUAAUUUAAUCUAAUACCAUAUUUAUUUUAACUGAUAAUGAGUAGCCUCUAUUAAUUGGUAAUUCAGAUGGAUUUAAAUAUUAAUGA
Molecule: messenger RNA, 2048 nt
Organism: Paramecium sonneborni
Lineage: Eukaryota; Ciliophora; Oligohymenophorea; Peniculida; Parameciidae
Source: the annotation of a GenBank genome assembly